This is a messenger RNA of Procambarus clarkii (red swamp crayfish), 10012 nucleotides long. It is a transcript of the gene Gabat, whose product is annotated as 4-aminobutyrate aminotransferase. Gene Ontology annotation, biological process: GABA catabolic process. Gene Ontology annotation, cellular component: mitochondrion. Gene Ontology annotation, molecular function: pyridoxal phosphate binding. The record is from RefSeq and is a predicted model, not a curated record. Lineage: Eukaryota; Metazoa; Arthropoda; Malacostraca; Decapoda; Cambaridae.
CUGGGGCGGACGGCGCCAGAGUGUUGUCUGGGAGACGGGUGUAGACGGACGGGUGCUGUGUGUCCCUGUGUGCUGCUAAGACAAGAUGAUGAGGGUUCUGUCUCACAGCCUCCUCUGUCGUGUGGGCAAUCAUUUCACCAGGAGAGCUGUGAUUGCUGGCAGUGUUCGGGGACAGCAUACAGCAUCUAAAGAUGACUCCAGCAACUCCUUCAUUCCCAAUGAACCCUCAAGCCCCAAAGUUGUCACGAAGACUAUUCCAGGACCUAUCUCAAACCAGAAGCUUCAGGAACUCUCACAGAUCCAGGAGUCGGGUGCUGUACAACUGUUCGUGGACUAUGAGCGAAGUUUGGGAAACUACUUGAUGGACAUCGAUGGAAACAUUCUACUUGACGUCUACACCCAAAUCUCUUCAAUCCCUCUUGGUUACAGCCAUCCAGAUCUUCUUAAGAUUUUAAAUGACCCCAGCAACAUUAAAUUAUUCAUUAACCGGCCAGCUUUGGGGGUAUUCCCAGGAGCAGACUGGGUAGAUCGGCUGAAAAACUCCCUCCUCAAAAUAGCACCAAAGGGCCUGAAUCAACUGUACACAAUGUCCUGUGGUUCCUGUAGUAAUGAGAAUGCUUUCAAGGCUAUAUGCAUAUGGUAUCGCGCCAAGGAACGUGGUGAGAAUGUUGCCUUCACCCAGGAAGAAUUGGACAGCUGUAUGAUGAAUCAGCCACCUGGAUGUCCCACUUACUCAUUGCUUUCUUUUAAAGGUGCCUUUCAUGGGAGAACAAUGGGAUGUCUGGCCACUACCCACUCCAAAGAAAUUCACAAGUUGGAUAUUCCGUCCAUGGACUGGCCAGUUGCAACGUUCCCUCGAUACAAGUACCCCCUUGAGGAACAUGUUCGGGAAAACCAAGAGGAGGAUAAGAAGUGCCUGGAAGAAGUUGAAGAUCUUAUCCACAAAUUCAACAGCCGGGGAAAGCCAGUGGCAGGCAUUGUGAUCGAGCCUAUCCAGGCAGAGGGUGGGGAUAAUCAUGCCUCGCCACAGUUCUUCCAAGAACUGCAACAAAUAGGAAAAAGGACUGGUGCAGCGCUGCUUAUUGAUGAGGUUCAAACUGGAUGUGGUCCAACAGGCAAAUUCUGGUGUCAUGAACACUUUGACUUGCCAGAAGCUCCAGAUGUUGUCACAUUCAGCAAGAAGAUGUUGACAGGGGGAUUUUUCUGUAAGAAAGAAUUCAGGCCACUCGUACCAUAUCGCAUCUUCAAUACCUGGAUGGGUGAUUCUUCCAAGGUCAUCACAUUAGAAGAAGUAAUUCGGGUUAUCAACCGUGACAGACUUCUGGAAAACGUUGAAAAGACUGGCAAAAUUCUUCUGAAGGGAAUACAAGAACUGGAACAGCAAUUUCCUCAACACAUAAAUGCAGCUCGUGGACGAGGAACUUUCCUUGCUUUUGAUGGGACGAAUGCUAAUAAACGUGAUGCUAUUAUUGGUAAACUGAGGAUGCUGGGUAUCCAUGCUGGAGGCUCCGGUGUAAAGAGUGUACGUAUGCGUCCUGCCCUUAUCUUUCAACCUCAUCAUGCUCACAUCUUCCUCGACAGGCUGAAGACUGUGCUCUCUGGGAUGUAAACACACUCAAAAUGUAGCGUAUUUGAUUAUAAAUAAUAUCAGAGUUAUUUUCUAAAGAAUAUUAAUUUUUAAUUCUUAUUUUUCUAUAUACCGUUUUCAUUAUUAUUUUUAUUGAAUCAAAAAAUGUUGAUAAACACAGGGAAUGAUUCUGCUUAUUAUGAAUGUUGCAUUUCAGCAUUUGAUUAUUUGAGGCAUGUUGGCCAACAGCAUAUUUCGUAAUCUAGCUUAUGUUAUGAAAAUCAUGGUAAGGAUUCAAAUAUUCAAAGUAAAAAUAUUUACCCCUAGCAUUCUGCAGCGUAACUCGUGCUCUAUACAGUGUAACCUCACUCAGACUAAUUUGGACCAAAUCUGUUGUUGUUUCACUAAGGAUUGCUGUCCAUUUAUUUUUCUAUUUAUAGCAAUUAUGCUUUUUUUCUGACUUCAAAGGAUGGAAAAACAUCUUUGCCCAUAUAUAUAGACCCUAUUUAUUAUUUAAAAAACAUUUAAGUACUGUAUGUGGAGGUAAAAUUGCUGAAAAAAUGAGGGGGAGGGUGGGGGGGGGGGUUGGACUAGUUUUCAGCCUGGAGAUGGAGUUACUCAUUGUAACACUCCAUAGGCAUCAUGUAGAUACAGGUCGAGAAUUCUGUUACGAUAGUGUACUGUGCAGUAACUUGCUUACCUCUGCCACCAACUCUGUCUCUUGGAAAUGAACUCCAAAAAUUUGCCAAUACCAAACUGCUCUACAAGCAUCCUCUACCUUCAGUCUUGCUCACACUUCUUAAUCAAUUUUGCCACCCCCCAUUUUACGUACAAAUACUUCCCCUUCACUGUGAUGUUUAGCGGUAAUUGUUGCUAGACAUUUUAUUAUUACUGAAUUGAAAAGGUAUCAAAAGAAAAAUGGGUGAAAAUCCUUGAAUAAUGAAAGUCAUAAAGGGAAGAUUCUAUGGUUGAGAUGCAUACUUAUGAUAAAUCAACGAAGAAAUCAAACUUAUUAAAUAUUUAGUAAAUUUAGGUAAAGAAAAUAAUCCCAACCCCCAAAUGCAGAACAGUAAAAUUUGCAGAAGAAAAAAAAUAACUUUUUACUUAAUCAGAUUGGUCUAUCAUAAUAUAUUUGAGCGAAGUUGCACUGUACAACAAAACCUUAAGGUUAAGUUGGUAUUGGAGAAAAGUAACCAAAGUAACCUUAUACUUAUUAAUACAAUACAGGUAGUGCUAAAUUGUUUUUCUAGUAUAGUUCACCCAAGUUAACUUCUAUAUAAUAAGUAAGCAUUUAAGUCAAUAGUUUGUCAUGACGUGAAAUAUGACAACUAGUUCUCAAAGACUCUUCCCAACUAUUUUUUGUUGUUGAUUACUUGAUGUUUAUGAAAUAAUGAAAAAAAAUUUUUGUUCUGUUUUUGCAUCUUGUGGCAGCCCAACUAUUUCCAGACCUCAGGAAGGCAGUUUCAUAUUUUAUUACUUUCUGGUUUAGAUAGCAAUUAUUAUUUUUUAGGCUUCAUUAUUUAAAUAUAUUUUUAAAUAAUGAUUUAAAUUAUUUUAAAUCAUUGUUUAAAUAAUUUAAACAAGUCAUCAUCAAAUGAAGGUACCAAGGCCUGGAAGACUAUUUAGCACUACCUGCAGUAUACAAGUAAAAAAUGUUCGUGUCAUUUAUGUGAACGAAGUUAAAGAUAUGUCAUUUAUGUGAACGAAGAUGGAUAAGAUGAGCGACAUUAAGAGUAUGUCGCCAAGAAUGGCAGCGAGGGACAAGACUUGAAUAAUUUUUUUUUUUUACAUGCAUUUUAUUAUUGUUGUUAUUAUUAUUAUUAUUAUUAUUAUUAUUAUAUAUACACAUGUUCUUACAUUCUUGUACAACCACUAGCAUGCAUAGCAUUUCGGGCAGGUCCUCAAGUCCUAUGUUCCCCGGAAUAUGAUUCGCCACAUUGCUUAACAUCCAAGUACCCAUGGAUGUUUACUUCUGUUGGGUAAACAGAGGAUUGACGCCCAGUAAAUCCUCCCCGGUCACUUACUAUGCUUUUGCAGAAUGUUACUGAUGUAUAGAAAGAUUUGUAUAUGGAUUAAUAUAAAUUUUUACUGGCGUAUUGACAAUAGAUUACAGUGACAAUAUACAUUAUUUACAAAUUUUAUUAUAUAUGGUGAAUUUUUAGUUCUUUGUAAUAUAUUGAUUAUUUGGCAAAGCAUUCUGAUUUCUUGUUUGUUUUUCACCAGUGUGGAUGGUAAAUAGUACCAGUAUAUGCCUAAGGUUCAGGAACAUCUUUGAUAUCAAAUACAGUACUGUAUUGCAAGAGGUGUUUGUUUUGAGUAUUUUUACUGAUGUAACAUGUAUGCAAUACCCGCUUCCAUUAACAAGAACAGUAUUAAUUGUUGGAUGUGUGUUACUCAGAUGUUUCAUUUAGUAUAAAGAGUUGAGGCUCAUGUGCUUGAAGUCCAGAACAUUAUAAACUAUUUUUUAGUACAUAUUGAAGAUUUGUGGGAAUGGCAAGUCAACAUAUGCAAAUAGUGUUAUCCUAUAGUAGCAUAUUCUACCAGUCGGUCUGCUUCUGUGGAUGGUUUUUGUGUAGCAUUAUAGUGAUUCUGAAUGACAAAGACAAUAAUAAAAGAUGUUGCUUCAAUCCUUGCUAUUUAAUCUCUUGGCAUAUUCAACACUUCUUAAGAGUAACUGUUUAUUUUUUUCAGUUUCUGUGGAGUAUUAAAGAUGUGUGGCAUUUUCUUGGGUGUAACACUUUACUCGUAAUAAGUUUACACCAAGAUUGUAUAGCAACAGGCUUAUUGAAGUGUGUCAAUUCCUACUGUCAAUAUCUAACCUUGCAACAUCUACCAAAUGACCUUACUUGCAGUCCAUUACUUACUGUAAUAAUCUUAGUGUUAAAACUAAUACUGUAGGGGGGGGGGAGGAAGACUGUACAAUUCAAAAUUUAAACACUCAUCUGGCAAUUAUUCUAUAGCACUGUUAAUUUACAUCUGAAAGGUACAAUUCCUACAGCAGGACAUAUUUGGGUUAGCAAGUAAUUAUCAAAUUAAGGCACCAAGCUGGGAAGACUAGCACCAUCUGCAUUGUAGGAUAUUUAAAAGGCAUUCUAUGCAAACUAGAGAAAAAAAAAUGAGCAACAGCAAAGGCAUCCGAUUCACUAUUUAUAUUGAGGAAUAAGUGACUAAGGAACAUUGGGAAAUUGACUUAUGAUAAUUCUAAAAAUCUAGGCAUACUAUGAAGAGGUACAACUAAGGUGUAACAAUCGAAUAAAAACCCUAGGGUUGGUAAGCUUGGAAUGGGAGGCUAGGGCGAGGAUGCAGGGAACAUGGUACAAGUACAGCUCGGUGGCCCAACCAUCAUGGGUUUGACUUGGCAGUGAUACUGUACGGUGUGCUUGUCCAUUUACAUCCAUGGGCAUCGCACAGGGGCUCGGUUCCUAGGUAGUUGGUGGUAGUUAUUGGUGUUGCUUCAAUUUUAGGUCUUCUGACUUCAGAGCUCUUCUUCUGGCAUUUUCCAUCAAGCUUAGGUCGUUCGGUAGUCUUGCUUCUUGUUGAUAUUGCAGUGUUGUCGUUCGAGGUGGUGUCCCAAAGGAAAACUUCAAGUCUGUAGUUGCCCUUCUGUUGAGGGGGGGGAGGGGUAGUUGGCGCUCUGAGACAUCUUCGUCUGACGAAUUGCUUGAAUCAAAAGCAGAUGCAGGAAUGGUGGGUGGAGCUGCAGCAGAUGUCAUCGGAUGUGGAGGCAUCGGUUCCGGGGCUGCUUCCUUCACUAUCACUGUGGGAAUGGACAUUGCAGCAGUGGACAGUAGAUCUGUGAGUGCACCAACAUUCAAUGAUGUCUGGGUCAGAGGCCUGGGUAUAAUUCGUAACUGGUGUAGUGGUGUAGAUUAUCUCAGGUACAGUGAAAGUUGGAAGGCUAUUUGCAGCAUAGAGUAUGUUCAGAAUCCUCACAUAUUCCUGGUAGUUGGGGCCAGCAAUCUUGCCAGCCACAGUGGUUAGAGCAUACACCAUGCUGUGUAGUGAGUUAGGAGCCAGUAUCGACUGGGUCGGUGGUUGUCUGUGAUAGGGUGGUGGCGACGGCUGGGUCAAUGAAUGGCUGGUGGACUGGGAGCUGGGCCCCCAUUAGCUGGGUUGCUGCAUGGUAGCUCAUCCUCUUUCCCGGAGCUCUGGGAAAGUGGCAGCUUAGAUGUUGAAUGACGAUGGUGCUCGGCAAGCUGCGUCAAAUAGUGAAGGAUGCAGGGCGCCUCAAGUCCUUGAUUUUCCGUAUUUCUUCUUGUUGGUGCGGACAGCGAUGGGAGAUUGCCACGUGGUCAUCAUUGCAGACGAGACAGCGUUGGAUUUUGGCCUUGGAAACGGUGUAGUAGUGAUCUUCUGUGCAGAUAAUGCACUUGGUGUUGAAUUACAUGCAUUUCUUGGUAGAAUGAGUAUAUUGGUAGCACUUUAGGCACUGUUGUGGAGUGUAGUAGCGUUCCUUCUUGAUCAUGGCUGGUGAAAUCUUAACUUUGAAGCACUUGAGCCCUUGUGUGGCAGCAAAUCCGCAUGGGCGAUGGUGGAGAAGGUCAGUUUCACAGUCACGCAGUCUCCAAUGGCACAACCAGAGAUUUCAAGAUUAGUUAGUAUCACAGGAAGGUUCUCCUUUUCGAUGAUAUCCACAAUGUCUUUGAGGUUACAAUUGUGACUGAAGGAAGGCCAUGAGGAUAGGUUACAUCUAACCCUUAAAGUGGUUAUCUUCACACACACCCCCAGAGUAAUGUGGUUAUCAUAACUUGAUUUUCCUUCCUGGUCGAACUACUGACCUUCCACAGGAUACAGUCCUGGGGAAGAUUCAGUCCAUUCUUGGGCACCUUUUUGCUGUUAGAUGAACAGGCAGUAGGUGAAAUGCAACUUGCCUGUUUGUCCCACUCAUUAAAAAUUUUUCUUUUAAUUGCAAUUAUCACCAAAUCACAAUUUGGAGUUUCCUGUUGGUGUUUGAAUAUAUUCCUGGACAACAUUUUCAGACAAUAGCAGCAUAGGGGUGGGUGCAAGAUGUCUUUUCCUUUCAGUCCACAGAAUUACUCAAAGCUACCCACAGCCUCCAUAAAUUACAUAAGAGGAAAUAUAUUUACUAUAAUGUUAUGCCAAAUAUAGAAAAUGAAAAAAAAAGUUUUACUGAGAAAUAUAACAAAAGACCAAAAUUGGUGGUGGGUAUAAAAGUCCACGAGACACUCAAAUCCUUAACAUAUUUCAGUAACUCUCCUCCAACAUUUGAUAUAAAAUGAGCUUAGUUCCAAGUAAAAUAGUUUUCUUUGUUUGACAUUCAGCACCAAUAUUACAGUAAGCAAAUUAUUUCCUCUUUAUUUGCAUAAUUUGAAGAGGCUUUGGGUGGGUUUGGGUAAUUCUAUGUAACCCUAACUUCGAGUUAUGUCAAGAACAUAUUUACAUGCAAUAUCUCUUUGUAGGCAUAGGUACAAUAUUCAUUUUUGUAAAUUAUGUAUAAUUUAAGUUAUUUCACACAUUUUGUAAACUAAACUGAUGCAGCCAACAUAUAAAUCUUGUAAUAAGAUCAAUACCCAGACUUUGGUAGUAAGGUACGCAACUUUACUACUAAAGUCUUAAAAUAGGAAAGUUGUAUCUUCCGAUACAAUUCAGUAAAUUCAUAUACAAUUCUGCCUAUUUACAUCCGGGAAUCUUCUUUUUCAUCAGUUGUGUAGAGCUUAUGCUACUCCUAUGACCUUUUGGAACUGAAAUGUAGAUUUGUUGAAAAGAGCUAAUCUUGACCUUGCUCUGCUAUUUGGAUCCUACUCCUUAUAUCUUGUUUUUUGGCCAAUAGAAGUCAAACAACUUCUCUCAUACUGUAGUUUAUAAAAAUCUAUCACAUGACUGCUCAUACUUGAUUGGCUGUCACACAGCUUUGCCACACCAACAUCUAAAAGGUUCACCGAGCUAUCUUUGAAUGCUACCUCCCACAUAAUUUUUGUUUUUUGUUUUUGACAGUUCAAAAGCCUCCUGACAAAACAAUAAUUCUAAAAUAUUUUUUCUAAGUUAUAACAAAAUGAAGCUUAGGGAAAAAAUAAAGUACAAAUUCCUAUUUACCAAACUUUCGGUGUGGCAAAUAUAGUAAAGAUAAACAAAUCUAGUUGCAAUAUUUUUGGUCUGUGUGCAUACAUAAAUUUGUGUAGGAGUAAUCAACCUUCCCUGUGAGCCCCUAUGGGGCCUGUCCCAGCAUGUUCUUCCACUUUCAAAGAAUGUAUUUCAUGCUAUUCAAUGUUGUCAUCAACCAUACUAACACAAGUACAGAGAGACACUUUUGCCAUUACAAAUAAUUUAAUUAUCAUUAAUAACAUAGACUAAAUAUGACUUUCCUACCUCAUAGUUGCUGAGGCUGUGGUAAGAUGAGGGGGUGACAUGUUUUCCUUACUAAGGUUAGGAAGGAAUCACUGCUCACCAAAGUUCAUCUAAUCAAGGCAACUUUACCCCCAUAGACCUCUGGUAGUCACACUCCCAACUAAACCUUUGCAGACUUUAAAUACAAUAACCCAAAUGUCUCGGCACUUAUUGGCACAGUCCGCACACUCCCUGGAAAUUUCGAGAGCAUUCUGAAUAUUGCAAAGUUUGAUCAUAAGUACAAUAAUACUUGACAGUACUGUACUAUACUGUCCUAGAUAAUGAAAUUUAACACGUGCCUUUUGUAAUUAUAUAUUACUGUAGGUAUAAAAAUAAACAAUAGCAAUAGUAUCACAUACUUUAAGAAAUGUUUAACAAGAACUGAAUAGCUCUAAAACACAAAAAUUGGUCAAAAUAUAUAAUGUACCACAAACUAAUUCAUGGUAUAAAAUAUUCCUUUGAGUAACUUUACAAACCACCUUAAGUUUGGGGUUCAUUAUGCUAAGUACAGUACUGGUAUAUAGCACAGAAUUUAUGAAAAAUGACUUAAGAAUAGCACUUAAAUUAAUGUAAUAACCAAUGAGUCUGCUUAUCUUUACAAUUACAUUUCAACAUGUAUAUUGUUAAUUUAACUGUUUAGCUGUGAUAAGGGAGAGCUGUCGAUGGCUGAAAAUACCCCUUAGAAUGCUAAAAUCGACCUCAGUCCAUUUGCCUUCAUUUAAAAAUCAUUAUAAUGUUUGACAAUGUUCUCUGACCUACAAAAGAAGCCCCCUGAACCCAAUGAAUGCUACUAGCGGUUGUCAGGAGAAUCAAGUACUGAACAGCAUAACUAUGCAGUGUAAAAAAUCUGCAAUUACGUUUCCUUCACGACUGACAUACCUUGCCUCUAAGUUUCCACCGAGACACAAGGAGAGGAAGCCAUUGUAAGGUGAGAGGAGAUAGUGAGGUGUAUGUGGAGAAAGUAAUGCAUGAAAAAAAGCUAAAGAAAACUCCCUGGAUAAAAGGAGAAGCAAAAGAAAAUAAACAGUAUGAAUUAAGAGUAAAAGAAAAAAAUACACUGAAGGUAAAGAGAGAACCAAAUUAGACAAUAGUAGAGCAGAUUGCCAAGUCAGAUCAUGCUAAGAAUGUGUGUACUGAGAAAGGCACGAGUUCACAGUAAUUAAGGCAAGACUAAGAUUCAUGUUGGGUAUGUUGUGCAUGAGAACCAAUUUAACAUGAUGGCAUCUACUGGUAGAGGCAGGAAAAAUUAUUUUGGAUGAAGACCAAGUUAUAUGACCUUAGGGGAGCAACUUCAUGUAAAUAAAUCAAUUUAAUAAAAUUUCAACUUGCCUUAGUGGAGCUUAGAUGUAUCUUGAUCACCCUCAGACUGGAAUGCUUUUCUCUGCCUUUCUCCACUAUACCAACAUACUCUGAACAAUCUCAUAACCUGGGUCAUUAGCAUCCUUCUAAUCAGUCUUCAAUAUCCUGCCUGUCAAAAUGCUAAAGUGCCUGUCUGGAAACAUUAUGGCACUAGCCAGAAAAUCCUUUAAAAGCUUAACUUCAUUAAUUGGACAACUCCUCCUCUCCCCUCGAACAUAUCGUAAUUUUUAAUGGAAUCAACCUAUCGGUAGAAAUUUAUAGGUUUUAGUAAAAAUUAAAGCAUCAUGUUAGUGAAGCUUUAACAUUGGCCUUGAUGGGUUAGGGAGGUUGAUUAGGUUUUAACAUUUCUAGUUAAAAACUACAAUUGCAUUUUAUUUUAGUGACAAAUUGUGAUGAAUUUGAAUGGUUAGGAUUUUCUCCAAGCAUUCUUUAAACUCUAAACAUUUUAAUGGAGAUGAAUUAUAAAUAUGGCCUCUUAUUUAAUAUCUUUAAAUUUUCAAGUUCUUUGUGCUCUGUCCUCAUGAGAAUUGAUACAUUUUCCUGACUAGUAAGCAAGCAAUAAACUUAAGUUGACAUGGGGUCAACUUGGUUAAUCAAUCGUCAAGUUUUUAUUGAGUUAGGGUAUUGUAAUUUGUUGUGCCAGUGGAUCAUGUUUCCUGGAAAACAAUCAACAUAGACCAGUGUUUGCUGAACCUAAAUACAGUGUUAAUGUCAGAAACUGAAAUAAAGAAUAAAGCCUUU